GCAAAGGAGCUAAUUUACUUAACAGCCCUGAUGAGCUAGAGCCUCUAUCUUCUUAUUGUCGUCCUUCAAAUCCCAUCAGCGCUGCCACCUGAGAGAGAGAAAGAGGAAGAGAGAGGAAGGUGUAUUUGGGAAAGGGUCAGGGAUCAGAGGGAGGGACCUGGGCAGGAGUCAGGGAUUAGUGUCACCUUGUGCUUUGUUUAGAGGCUGAUGCAGACAUGAUGUUCUGACUGGAGACGCAUCUGUGUGAAGAUCUGCUGCAAACUCCAUUUUGUGUCUUUACAUGGUGAAGUGGCUGUUCUUCCUCUUUCAGUCAACCUGUGAUCCACAAUGUUUUUUUUUUUCUAUAUUCACUGACAAACUAUUUGAAAUAAGCUUUUGUUGUUGUUGUUUGAAUAUUAAUGAAUCUACCAGUUAUUUUUCAAUCAUUCGAUCUGUGCAUCGUCAGUGGUGACGUCUUCCUCUCAUGUCUUUAUUUGUUCGACCCAACAGUUACUCUCUCUGCAUCAGAAAAUAUUGUUCCCCGACACAACUGGCAGGGCCUUGUGUAACCGCUUGAGCUUUUAAUUCCCUCCAUUCAUCGUCACCAAAAUUCUCCCAUCAUCUGGCAACAACGCGCCUCGUGCGCUGUACUCUAAAUAAAUAAGAGCAGGGCUGCCCGGAACCACAGCCUCACCUGCAGUAACGGUCACUGUCACUAGUCAUACUCAGUAUUUAUCCUCCCCACUUCACAUCCCCCCCCCCCCUUUCACUCCCACAGUGCUCAUGAUCUGCUUAUGAAAUAUGCAUCAGGCUCUUCCUGUGUACAGUGCUGCUCCAGCUGCACACAGCACCCUCCUCCAGUCCGUGUUUUUGCGGCUGCUGUGCGCCUGCUGUCAAUGAACAUCCAGCGCGUCCUCUCGGCUUUAUUCUUCUACGUGUUUCCAUCGCUCCGCCUCUUCUUCCUAUCUGGAUUCCCCCCCCUCUCUCUUUCACUCCCAUCAUCUCUAUCUCUCUCCCCUCUCUCUCUCUCUCUCUCCCUCUCUCUCUCUCUCUCAUUGCAUCCAUUUUUGUGCAUUUAAGAAAUCUCCAAGAAUUACCAACCUGGAGGAAAGCGAGCUAACCGGAGUGACAGAGGAGGAGGGUUACGGACUCCGAAAAAGAAAAACAAACAAGGACGGGACCGGGCAAACCUCCCCCCCCUUCCUUCCUUCCUUUAUUCCAACAUGCGAGUGAAACCUUACUAGAGGAUGGCAGCGAUGGGUUAGACAGGAUUUAACAUGACUGCAAAAUAAAAGCCACUGUGUGUAAAAGAUGUCUGCUCCACACGGGCCCCGGGGCGGCCCUGGCCCUGCUGCUGCUGCUGCUGCCGCUGCCGCCGCUGCUGCUGCUGCCUCAGCGGCCGGCGCCAUGCCGGAGAUGCCGGACCUCAGCCACCUCACCGAGGAUGAGAGGAAGAUCAUCCUCGGUGUCAUGGACCGACAGAAGAAGGAGGAAGCGAAGGAACAGUCGAUGUUAAAGAUCAAAGAAGAACCAAAGCCUCAGCCGGCACAGUGGUUUAGUGGGAUCACUGAGCUGGUAAAUAACGUCCUUCAGCCCCAGCUAAAGUCCCAAAAUGACAAGGAGCCAGAGCCAGACGCGAAGUUGCACCAGCAGUUUGAGUCGUAUAAGGACCAGGUUAAGAAGAUGGGGGAAGAGACUAAGCCGGCUCAGGACCAGAAGAGUGAAGCCCCAACCUGCGGGAUAUGCCACAAAACCAAGUUUGCCGAUGGCUGUGGCCACCUCUGUUCAUAUUGCCAAACGAAAUUCUGUGCUCGGUGCGGAGGACGAGUGUCUCUGCGGUCAAAUAAGGAGGACAAAGUGGUUAUGUGGGUAUGCAACUUGUGCCGAAAACAACAAGAAAUCCUCACCAAAUCGGGGGCGUGGUUCUACGGCUCGGGGCCUGGUCAGGUGCGGGGCGUGUUUGAGGGCGGACCACAGGGGAAGAAGGCCAAACUGCAGGACCCGUCCUUCUACCCCUACCAGGGAGCCUCAGGGGACUUGACACCAGCGUCAGACAGAAGCAGACCUCACGGCGGGCUCCUGCCCAGACAGGCGUCUCUUGACAACGGUUCGGGGCUGAGGUACUCGGGACCUGGCGACGCAUCCAUAGACAGGAAACGAAGCCCAUCUGCAUCCAGGGAUCCAAACCAAAAAUACGACCAAAGGGAGGGGGGCAACCACUCACAGUAUGCCCCGACGGACGGCGGCAUGCCCAGAUCACCGUCUGACUAUGGAGAUGGGGACCCUCGGCGGGCUCCGCGGGGCCCACACAUGUACCCAGAUGUGGAUGCGGCACGGAUGGGCUAUCGGGACCGGCGGGGUCCCGGACGCUGGCACUCCCAGGAAUACCCGCUUGACCAGGAGCUAGAUGGACCACCCAGUGAGUAUGAUCUCCAGCGGCAACGGCAGGAGGAGUUCCAGGCGCGCUAUCGCAGCGACCCCAACCUGGCACGCUAUCCUGUUAAGCCGCAGCCCUACGAGGAGCAGAUGAGGAUGCAUGCUGAGGUAGGACGCCUGAGGCACGAGCGCCGCCAUAGUGAUGUCUCGCUGGCCUACACAGAGCAGGAUGACCCCGGCCCAAUCCGGCUGUCUCGUCAGCAUCUCACCGAGCGCCGGCCGCCAAUGGUGGGACAGCGCUCCUAUUCUGUUGACCGUUCCUCCCCUGGGCCAAUGGGUCCUGGCAUUGGAGGCCAUAGAACCAACCACAGCCCACCAACACCACACCGUAGCCCUGUGCUGGGCGACCGAUCUGGGGACCUGCGGAGAGGUGACUUGGGUGGAGGAGGAGAUCCCAUGAGGAGGCAGCAGCACCACUUGGACCCCAGUUCGGCUGUCCGGAAGACCAAGAGGGAGAAGAUGGAGAGCAUGUUGAGGAACGACUCUCUCAGCUCAGACCAGUCUGAGUCAGUGCGCCCGCCACCCCCCAAGCCCCACAAAACCAAAAAGGGAGGAAAGAUGCGGCAGGUGUCACUGAGCAGCUCGGAGGAGGAGCUGGCCACCACACCGGAGUACACCAGCUGUGAGGAUGUGGAGAUAGAGAGUGAGUCAGUCAGUGAGAAAGGGGACAGUCAAAGGGGAAAAAGAAAAACUAUUGAGCAGACAUUUAUGUCCGAGCCGACACACACCUUAUCUGAGAGGCAAAAGAAAAUGGUGCGCUUUGGGGGACACUCAUUUGAAGAGGACUUGGCAUGGUGUGAACCGCAGGUUAAAGACUCGGGAGUUGAUACGUGCAGUAGCACUACCCUAAACGAGGAGCAUAGCCAUAGUGAGAAGCACCCGGUGACGUGGCAGCCGUCCAAAGAUGGGGAUCGCCUAAUAGGGCGUAUUUUGCUCAACAAGCGCAUGAAAGAUGGAAGUGUGCCUCGAGACUCAGGAGCCCUUCUUGGUCUAAAGGUGGUGGGAGGCAAGAUGACAGAAUCUGGUAGACUUUGUGCUUUUAUCACAAAAGUGAGGAAAGGAAGUCUAGCAGACACUGUUGGACACCUCCGACCAGGUGACCAGGUGCUGGAGUGGAAUGGGAAACUUUUACAAGGAGCCACAUUUAAAGAAGUUUACAAUAUCAUACUAGAAUCUAAGCCUGAGCCGCAGGUGGAGUUGGUGGUCUCACGGCCUAUAGGAGAUAUUCCAAGGAUACCAGACAGCACACAUGCACAACUGGAAUCAAGUUCGAGUUCUUUUGAGUCUCAGAAGAUGGAUCGCCCGUCCAUCUCCGUCACGUCCCCCAUGAGUCCCAGCAUGCUGAGGGACGCCCCCCAGUACCUGUCAGGACAGCUCUCAAGCCAAAGCCUUAGUAGAAGAACAACGCCUUUUGCCCCUAGGGUCCAGGUCAAACUGUGGUAUGACAAAGUGGGCCAUCAGCUUAUCGUCACGAUCCUGGGCGCCAAAGACCUGCCACCCAGGGAAGACGGCCGGCCCAGGAACCCUUAUGUAAAAAUCUACUUCCUCCCUGAUAGAAGUUUGAAUUAUUGUUCCUCCAGCGACAAAAGCAAGAGGAGAACAAAAACGGUAAAGAAAUCCUUAGAGCCCAAAUGGAACCAGACCUUUAUGUAUUCGCCGGUGCACCGGCGAGAGUUUCGGGAGCGCAUGCUGGAGAUCACAUUGUGGGACCAAGCCAGGGUGAGGGAGGAGGAGAGCGAAUUCCUUGGUGAGAUCCUUAUUGAACUGGAGACAGCUCUGCUGGAUGACGAGCCACACUGGUACAAGCUACAAACCCAUGAUGUGUCCUCUAUUCCGCUCCCACGUGCCUCCCCGAAUGCACAGCGCAGGCAGCUCCACGGUGAAAGUCCAACACGGCGGCUGCAAAGAUCCCAGAGGAUUAGUGACAGUGAGAUCUCAGACUACGAUUGUGAAGAUGGUGUAGGGGUUAUAACAGACUACCGGACAAAUGGCAGAGACUUCCAGAGCUCCACGCUGUCUGUCCCUGAGCAGGUGUUGUCGUCUAACCACUGCUCACGGUCGUCUGAUAUUAACCGGGCGCGGUCACGCUCUCCCAGCGUUCCCCCACCCUCCAGCCAUUUUCUCACCCUACCUCGAACCAGACAUACUCAGCCUAUUGAUGAUCCUCAAAGGGACCCCAGCCGCAACCAUCGCGUGUACCCAAUCUGCCGAGAGGAAGCAGUCAGGUUACUGCGUUCCACUAGGAUGGCCCGCGCCUAUUCUGAGGGUGCCUACUCCGCCGACUUUGACUACGAGAGGAACCACGGAGCCAUGGAUAGGCACGAGUAUCACAGCAGGUCCCGCUCUGCAGACCAGCGGCCCACUAUAGAGCGCCCCACAUCCCGCUCGCGCUCCACUGAACGCCCCCACGACUCUUCGCUCAUGAGGUCCAUGCCGUCUCUGCCAUCUGGGAGGUCCGCCCCUCCCUCACCUGCCUUGACGAGGGCGCAUCCUCGUAGUGGAUCAGUCCAGACCAGUCCCACCAGUACCCCCAUGUCUGGUAGACGAGGACGUCAACUUCCACAACUUCCACCCACGGGGAAAGACAGAAAAGAUGGAGAUGAAGGAACAGAGCCUUGUGAAGAAGACACGGACUCACCAAGUUGGACGAACUCAGGUAUGGACAUGGAGGAGAGGACCAGGCAGAUGAAACUGAAAAUGAACAAGUACAAGCAGGGAGCGGGCUCCGACUCCAGACUGGAACAAGACUACCACAAGCGUUCAGGCAGAGAUCCACGGGGCUCAGACAACCUGUCGGCCAAAUCAUCGGACAGUGAUGUAAGCGACGUGUCCGCUGUGUCGAGAACUAGUAGUGCCUCUCGGUUCAGCAGCACGAGCUACAUGUCUGUCCAAUCAGAAAGGCCGCAAGGAAACCGCAAGAUCCGUGACUUUGCAUCCAAAAUGAAAAACAGGCAGAUGGGCUCGUCGGGCGGGAUGAACAUGACCAAGAGCACAAGCAUUAGCGGCGACAUGUGUAACCUGGAGAAGACGGAUGGCAGCCAGUCGGACACAGCGGUCGGCACGGUAGGCACUGACGACAAGAAGAGGCGCUCCAGCAUUGGUGCCAAAAUGCAGGCCAUGGUUGGCAUGUCACGCAAGAGCCGGAGCACCUCUCAGCUCAGCCAAACAGAAGCAGGAGGUAAGAAGUUACGCAGUACAAUCCAGAGGAGUACAGAGACGGGCCUGGCGGUGGAGAUGAGGAGCAGGAUGACUCGUCAGGCCAGCCGGGAGUCCACGGACGGCAGCAUGAACAGCUACAGCUCCGAGGGAAAUCUCAUCUUCCCUGGUGUGAGGCUUUCUUCGGAUGCCCAGUUCAGUGACUUCCUGGAUGGUCUCGGCCCAGCCCAGCUGGUUGGACGACAGACAUUGGCUACUCCACCUAUGGGUGACAUCCAGAUUGGUAUGGUGGAGAAGAAAGGAGCACUGGAGGUGGAGGUGAUCCGAGCCCGUGGCCUUGUGGGAAAACCAGGUUCCAAGGCACUGCCAGCACCAUAUGUAAAGGUCUACCUUUUGGAAAAUGGAGUCUGCAUAGCCAAAAAGAAAACAAAAGUAGCAAGAAAAACCUUGGAUCCUCUUUACCAGCAGCAACUGCCGUUUGAGGAGAGUCCGGGAGGGAAGGUUUUACAGGUCAUCGUUUGGGGCGACUAUGGACGUAUGGACCAUAAAUCAUUCAUGGGAGCAGUUCAGAUACUGUUAGAUGAGCUGGACCUGUCCAACAUGGUGAUUGGCUGGUUCAAGCUCUUUCCUCCCUCCUCACUGGUGGACCCUACUCUGGCCCCACUGACAAGAAGAGCUUCCCAAUCCUCACUGGACAGUUUCUCUCGAUCAUAGCAGCGUGUGGACUGAUAGCGUUGUUGUAGCAGCCAGUGUUGCGAUUACAGGUCACGCCCCCCGGUUACACUGCAUGCUUGAUGUUGUGUCUUCUGAGCCUGUUUCUAGGGGUGCAAAUGUGAUCCUGUGUUUUAAGCAAAAACGUCGCGCACAUUGUGCACGUGGCGAAGCGUGUUGCAAGCGCCCGGCAGCCGGGAUUGCCGGGUGUUGUUGUUGUUGUUUGGAGGAAGCUGGAAUGAACUCCUUAGCACGAGGAAUCGAUCAGUUCCAGGUUUUCAUCCAAUUCGAAGCCAUGGGGGUCAGUACUGGGAACUGCUAAACGAGUUCUACAGAAGCCCUUUUCGAAUGAAAAAUAAAUGUUCUGCUUUGAUUUUUUUGUUUUGUUUUCAUUUGUUUUUUUCUUUUUUUCUUUUAAUGUCAAUGUACUUGUAUCUGAAGGGGGUGACAGUGUUUCUAACCAGAUGCUUGGUCACGCCACGCCAACAGACCUAGCUGUGUAGAUGGAGUUUUGGAGACCAUCACUUUGGGUGAGGUGUGUCCCAGCUUGUAUCCACACUCCCCCAAAUCCCAAAAGAAAUACCCUGCAUACUCUAGGUUUAUGUGCUCAAUCAAACUGUACUGGUAAAUCACCAGAAAGACUUCAAAGUUAAUCAGAGGCAAUAUUGAAGUGGCUACCAUCAACACUCCAGAAUAUACAGUAACGAUCCAAACCCCACGAAAAGAUGUACAAUCUACCAUCAUUCUUUCUCUGUUGAUAUAUUGUAUGAAAAUUAAAUGAGAAAAGAUAUUUUUUUUCCUUUUUAGUUCAUUUGCAUGGACACAAAUUUAGCUGAAUUUAAAAAAAAAAGAAAGAAAAUUAUUUUCUUGAGGCUGCAACUUGCAAAAAAGAUGAAGAAAAAUAAAUAAAACAGAUCAGCCAUUUUCAACAAUUUCUAUUAUUUUUAAAGAUAAAUUUCACUAGUGCAUGGUUUUCAAGGGGAGUGAAUGCAACAUCGUGAUGAAAAAAAAAAGACAUUGUUUAUCAUUCUUUAGACCAUUCAUGAGUCUGCGUUUUGCAGACAUACAGAUAAGGGAAACUUAAAGAAAACUUUUGGAGUUAUUUAACAGAAAAUGUUUAUGUGACAAAAAGUGAUAAUGAAAAUAAAUGUAAAUUAUUUAUUUCAUUGUAAAAGGCUCACGCCUUAUAAAGAUAAACAUUAUGUGCAAAUUGUACAUGUUUCUCUUUUUCUUCCUUGUCCCAGGGUACUUCUCAUUGUACUAUUCAUUGCUACCAUUGUUCAGUCCCCUGAUAUUGUCCAGAUUUUAGGACUGUUGGUUAUUUUACAGUUCUGUAUUGUUUCAGUAUGUAUUUUAUUUUAGAUUUGAUUUGUUUAACAAGCAUGUUGAAAAGGAUUUUCUGCAACAUGGCUUGGGCACACCUUACAGUAACUCAGCAUGUUUUGAUAAAGAUGAUAUUUGGAAUUUUUGCAGUUUCUUGUACAGUGCAUGUCAACUUCAUUACUUUUCUCCCUCACCUUAAAUUGUGCUCUACAGCAAAUUAGUUCUUGGUCUUCCAUGGCCAAUUAUUGAAGUUUUAACAAAAACAUUCCACCCCCAAGGUCAUAUUUUCUUUCAGGUUUUUGAGAAAAAAAAGUGACAAGGAAAAUAUUUUAUAUUUAAUGGAGGUUGACGAAACAGUUGUGAUUGCAAGUGUAUUUUAUUUCAGUAUUGUUGACGAACAUGCAAAAAUAAUCUGUAUUGAUACAGCAAGAGGUCUAUACCUAAUCAAGAGGCAGCAAACGUGCUAGAGAUGCGUGUUGCUGUGGUUCAAUUUUACAGGCACUGUUUGUGAGGAUGAGCUAAUCACAAGUUCAAAUAAGGGAUAUUGCCACAGAAAAUGUUUGUUUUUUUUCUUGUUUUAAUGAAAAUGAAAUUAAUUUACUAUAUUUUUGUUAGUUUUAUUUAAAAGCCAAGACCAGUUUAUUUUUUAUUUUCUAUUUUUAGUAAUUACAAAUACUUCUCAUGUCUGGGAAGUAUAUGAAUCUUAUAGUUGCAGUAUGUCUGGAUGAAAUUGAACUGAGGCAUUAUUCCUUUUCCAUAUGGUGAUAAUACUGUUUUAAUGUCCAAGAAAACCUGGUCGCUGUAACAAGCUACAGUAUAUAUUUUCAUUUUAAUUUUCAUUGUACAUAACUUUAGAUGUCAGAAUUUGAAUAAACAAGCUACCAUGAAUAGAUUAAUAAACUCUUUUGGAACAGGAAAAAUGCCUCACAUGAUGACAAAGACAUAUGUUAUUUAUCCUUUUGAAUGCCUUUUAAUUUUCUCUUUUUGGUGCAAUGUGUUAAUGCCAAGGCUAUGUCUUGGUUAAGUAUGGUUGAGUACAGAGAUUUAUGUAAGUUAUUUUUCAAAUUAAAAAAAUAAAAAAUUGAUAUUACACUGAU
Acanthopagrus latus (yellowfin seabream) is the source of this 8702-nucleotide messenger RNA. RefSeq names its product regulating synaptic membrane exocytosis 2a (gene rims2a). Lineage: Eukaryota; Metazoa; Chordata; Actinopteri; Spariformes; Sparidae. Gene Ontology annotation, cellular component: cytoskeleton of presynaptic active zone; presynaptic membrane. The transcript is spliced from 34 exons. Gene Ontology annotation, molecular function: transmembrane transporter binding; small GTPase binding. The record is from RefSeq and is a predicted model, not a curated record. Gene Ontology annotation, biological process: intracellular protein transport; positive regulation of synaptic transmission; regulation of membrane potential. The coding region runs from base 1291 to 6285 and encodes 1664 amino acids.